AUGAGCACCCCUUCUCUCUCCAGCUUCAUCGUCAAGCGCCCCUGGUUGCGCGGGUGGUUCCAGCCGCUCUCCAACUGGUACACCGACCUCGCCGGCUACCGCAAGCUCGGCCUGAGAGCCGACGACCUGAUCCCCGAGGAGUCUGAGACUGUUCAGCUGGCUCUCAAGCGCCUCCCCCCCAAGGAGGCCUACGACCGUGUCUUCCGCAUGCGCCGCGCUUUCCAGUGCUCGCUGGCGCACCAGCUUCUGCCCAAGGAGCAGCAGACCAAGCCCGAGGAGGACACUCCCUACCUGAGCCCCAUCAUCGCCGAGAUCGAGGCCGAGAUCAAGGAGCGUGAGGAUCUGGAGGCCAUGGUCGUCAAGAAGCCGGCGAAGAGGUCGUAG
This is a messenger RNA of Lasiodiplodia theobromae, 384 nucleotides long. Its product is annotated as Cytochrome d ubiquinol oxidase. The record is from RefSeq and is a predicted model, not a curated record. The transcript is spliced from 5 exons. Lineage: Eukaryota; Fungi; Ascomycota; Dothideomycetes; Botryosphaeriales; Botryosphaeriaceae. Gene Ontology annotation, biological process: mitochondrial electron transport, ubiquinol to cytochrome c. The coding region runs from base 1 to 384 and encodes 127 amino acids.